This is a messenger RNA of Plodia interpunctella (Indianmeal moth), 1714 nucleotides long. Its product is annotated as solute carrier family 2, facilitated glucose transporter member 6-like. Gene Ontology annotation, biological process: transmembrane transport. NCBI's taxonomy places the organism in Eukaryota, Metazoa, Arthropoda, Insecta, Lepidoptera, Pyralidae. Gene Ontology annotation, cellular component: membrane. The coding region runs from base 103 to 1587 and encodes 494 amino acids. The record is from RefSeq and is a predicted model, not a curated record. Gene Ontology annotation, molecular function: transmembrane transporter activity. The transcript is spliced from 9 exons.
CAUUGAGCGUUUAGUUGUUACAUACAUCUGCGUACACUCGGACGCGCGAUGGUAUCAAACUGACAACUCAACUUUUUAAUUUUUCUUUUUUUUUAUUUUAAAAUGACAGUGAAAUCAAAAAAGUAUUAUUUCGUUUUUAGCGAAGGUAGCAAAAUUAAUCAGCUUAUAUGUGCAUUUACGAUAAAUUUCCUGUUGUUCUGCUAUGGAGCUAGCAUCGGAUGGAUGUCACCUAUGACUUUGCUGCUGCAGUCAGAUCAGUCGCCUAAAGGAACUCCCUUAUCAAUUUCAAACAUAUCAUGGAUGGCCUCUGUUCCGUACUUGAUGGCUGUGCUGUUUGAAUUCUCCAUCGCUAUGAUAGGAGACAUAGUGGGGAGGAAAUUUACCUUGCUUUUCUUAGCAAUUACUAAUGUUGCUUGUUGGAUUCUAAAGCUGUCUUCCAUGGAAGUAUGGGCAUUUAUACUGGCCAGAGCUAUGGUAGGCUUCACAAUGUCUGGAGUAUAUGUUAUAUGCCCGUUAUAUACCAAGGAAAUAAGCGAGGAUAGCAUCCGAGGAUUCCUUGGUACUUUGCUGAUCUUCUUCCAAACCUCGGGCAACCUGUUCCUCUACAUCAUCGGCGACCUGCUCAGCUACCGCGCUGUGCUGUGGGUCUGCUUUGCCAUGCCUGCUGUAUAUAUAUUGGUGAUCUUUUUUAUGCCUGAGUCACCAUCCUUCUUGCUAAAGAAAGGGAAGUUUGACGAAGCACUAAAAGUACUGGCGUGGCUACGCUGCCGACCGCUGGACGACCCUUCACUGAAGCAGGAGCUGGACAUCGUGGUGAAGGAACAGAAGGCGGAUUCAGACAGCAGUCACUUCGCUCUCAAAGCUAUACUGCAGGACAAGAUCCUGUUUAGAGCAUUCAGAAUUGCAGUGUUAGUAUCGCUUGCCAGAGAAGUGUGUGGUUCAUGUCCGGUACUCAACUUCGCUGGGGAGAUCUUCGCAUUAUCUUCACAGGGGGGAGGCCUGGCUUUACUGACUUCCAACCAGCAAGCCAUGGUGCUGGGCUUCGUACAGGUCUGUGGAGCCUUGUUAGCGUCGAGCGUCGUUGAACUCACCGGACGAAAGCCUCUGUUCGUGGUGACAGCCGUGGUAUCAGGGCUCAGCAUGUGUCUGCUGGCGUCCUGGUUCCUAGCUCGGGAGCUAGGUGUCACACUGUCUCCCUGGAUUCCCGUCACCACGCUCUGCCUCACGAUCUUUUGUGACUCUUCUGGCAUCCAGCCUGUCUCCGUGGUCAUUAUGAGCGAGAUGUUCUCUUACAAGUUCCGAGGCACUGUCAUGGCCGCAUCGAUGACAUUAGCUUCGGUUGCUGCGUUCCUGCAAAUGAGAUUCUUCAAACCAUUAGCGAACUCCGUGGGUAUCCACGUAUCGUUCUAUUUCUUCGGCGCUGUAUGCCUACUCUCAGCGUUGUAUGUUAUCCUGGUACUGCCAGAAACAAAACUCAGGACUGUAGAAGAGAUACAACACGAUUUGAAAACGAAAAAGGAGAAGAGAAAAGAGUUGGAGAUGAAAAAAACGUGGGAGACUGAAAAUGAGACUAUAACGAAGUUUUGAUAUUGCCGCUUACCUAUACAGCAUUUUUUGCUACUUAUGUAAUGUAAAGUAGAUCUCAAAAUUGUUAUUUUUACAAAUUAAGUAAAGUUGUUCUUCGCAAAACGUAAAAUUAAAUAUUUGAACCAUA